Notechis scutatus (mainland tiger snake) is the source of this 442-nucleotide messenger RNA. RefSeq names its product translocase of inner mitochondrial membrane 13 (gene TIMM13). Lineage: Eukaryota; Metazoa; Chordata; Lepidosauria; Squamata; Elapidae. The record is from RefSeq and is a predicted model, not a curated record.
CGGAAGUGGCCGCUCAGGUUCCUGGGACGGCGGGGAUGGCGGCGGGUGGCGACUUCGGCUCCGGGGCGUCGUCGGGCCGGCUGGACCCGGGAGCGCUGAUGGAGCAGGUGAAGGUGCAGAUCGCCGUGGCCAACGCGCAGGAGCUGCUGCAGAGGAUGACCGACAAGUGUUUCAGGAAAUGCAUCGGGAAGCCCGGAAGCUCCCUGGACAACUCGGAGCAGAAGUGCAUCGCCAUGUGCAUGGACCGCUACAUGGACGCCUGGAACACGGUUUCCCGCGCCUACAAUUCCCGCCUGCAGAGGGAGAGGGCCAACAUAUGAGAGGCGGAGCGAGGGCGACUCUGGCCGGGACCCUUGCAAAGGGCAGCAGCGGAGGACUGUUAAUCGGUUGGCGCAAUAGCCAUUAAAACGUUGACCCACACGCCCCUCUGUCGUCCCCUCGC